This is a messenger RNA of Pistacia vera, 1951 nucleotides long. RefSeq names its product B3 domain-containing protein Os01g0234100-like. The record is from RefSeq and is a predicted model, not a curated record. The transcript has 7 exons. Lineage: Eukaryota; Viridiplantae; Streptophyta; Magnoliopsida; Sapindales; Anacardiaceae. Gene Ontology annotation, molecular function: DNA binding. Bases 174 to 1595 code for a protein of 473 amino acids.
CGUAAAUUAACCUGUCCGAAACACCCCACCUUUACCUCGUUUUGUCGACGUCGGUGUAGUAAUUAUUUGGGGAAAAAAAAGGAAACGGAGCACCAGGAAAACAACAGGAAACCCAACUCAAGCUGAUUUCAUUUCAGACUUUUCAGUUUCAGUUUCAGAAGAGGAGGCUGGAAAUGGAUGACCCAGAAGCCACACCCCCUCACUUUUCUCUCUCUAAACAAGGCGCCUCGGAUUCUAUUUCUUAUCCCACGAUUAAUAAGCAGAGGAAGUCUUCUGAGAGCAAGCUGAAACUGACCCAGAUUGGUGAUAUGUCUCCGGAUCCAGACUUCAGGACUGAACUAGUAGCAUAUGAUGGUUCAAAGGAGUCUAGAAGCAGUAGACGGAAGAGAGCUAUGAUUGAUGAUCUCUAUGACCAUACCAAAGUUCAUUCCCCUGUAAUAGAACGAGCAGAAGAGCUUCGAGCCAACCUAGAAGCUAGCUUGCCAAGCUUUUGGAAAGCUAUGGUUAAGUCAAAUGUUACUCAUGGCUUUUGGCUGCAUCUUCCUAUGCGAUUCUGCAAAUUGCAUAUGCCAAAGAAUGAUACAGUAUUUACAUUGGAAAAUGAAAAUGGGGGUGAAUAUAAAGUAAACUAUAUUUCACAAAGGACAGCAUUGAGCGGUGGUUGGAAGGCAUUUUGUGAUUCAAAUGAAUUAAAUGAGGCUGAUGUUCUAGUUUUUCAUUUAAUUGGACCUUUAAAGUUUAAGGUUUUUGUAGUGAGAGCAAAUGGAAUUGCGAAUGUGAAUGCUGAAGCAAAACCACUAAAUUCUGUUCCCUUGGAUGUUGAGUUUGAAGCAACAAUAAAAGAUCAGACUGAGAAGGGAAAGAGAUCCAAGAAAAGGGCUAAACGCUUAAAGUCUCCUCCAGGCUUUAUACAAGACAAUAUUCAAAACAACGGUCUGAUGGUAUUAGAGACCACUAACGGGCAUGUUACAGAUCAGUUUGAGAAUGGAAGUGCAGAUCUUGGCCCUAACUCUUCAGAAGGGCUUCAGUCUUCAGAAUCCACCUGUAAUUUUAAAGAAGUGAGAAGCAUUGACGAUUUCACCAUUCUUGUGAAUGAUUUGGCUAUUGACUCCGAACUCUCUGAUCACCAUAGGACUAAAUACUAUGAGCUCUGCUGCUCUCAAAAUUCCUUUUUGCAUAACCAUCUUCUGAAGAGCAUUAACUGUAAAUUGGCUGCUGAAAUAAUUACCCAGACUGUUAACAUUGCAGAGGCCAUUAGAGCUUGUAACCUUUCCACAUCUCAAGCUGAUUAUGAGGUUUGGGACAAAACCUUAAAGGGCUUUGAGCUAUUGGGCAUGAAUGUUGCAUUUUUACGUGCUCGGUUGAACCGGUUGAUGAGCCUCGCACUAGAAUUAGAAGAGCCUAUGGAAUCAAAGAGGCUCAAAGAAGUAACUCUAGAGAAAUCCCGUGCAGAAGAGGAGAUAAGAGCUCUUGAAUUGAAGCUUUUGACAUUGAAGGAGACAACGGGAAUACUUGAUUAUAAGGUAGAGUCUUUGAAGGCGAAAGCUGAGAAGCAUGCUCUUAAAUUUCAGGAGGAAGUUAAUGCUCCAUGGUGAUUAUAUACAUUCCAUAUUAAGAAUUAUUAGGUAAUGAGAAAUAUCUCUCUUGAUAUACUGUUGCUGUUGUUGUUUGCUUGUUCAUUUUUAUUAUUUGAUAAGGGUGUAGGGAGGCAGCUAGGAUUUCAGAGUCAGAGCUCAUUAGUUUGUACUAACUUUGCAGAUUAAAAGUUUCUGUGUAAAUACUGCAAUUUACAUAGUUUAUAAGAGUCAGCCAUGAGAGAGCUCAAACAAUAAUGUAAUUUUCUAAGCUGAUAAUGUUGUAGCAGUACUCUUUUGUUCCCCUUUCUCUAACCUUUGGAUUGGCCUUUUAACUCUCUUCUUAACAACUUCAUGAGCUGUGAUUGCAGAAAAUG